Molecule: messenger RNA, 954 nt
Organism: Etheostoma cragini (Arkansas darter)
Lineage: Eukaryota; Metazoa; Chordata; Actinopteri; Perciformes; Percidae
Product: calponin homology domain-containing protein DDB_G0272472-like
Exons: 2
Coding region: 1-954 (317 amino acids)
Source: RefSeq, a predicted model, not a curated record
AUGGAAUUCAACUCUGGAGAGACUGAACCACAAAUUAAUUUCUACCUCAGUUACCUUGAAAAACAAGUACGGUUGGAGCAGAAGGACAGCGAGGCAACACUCACCCAGUGUGAAUCUGAGGGGAGAGUUCACCUGAUCAUCAGAGAGGACCUGCUGGCCGAUCUCCUCGAUCAGCUCCAAAAACACAGAGAGGGCAGCAGUUGGGGCCAUGACACAGAGCUGAUGCAGAAGGAGAUGUGUGAUCUGGACCGGCAGACCUUUGGUACUCAAGACCUGAAGGUGGAAAUGGAGGAGAUGAAGGGAAAGAAGGAGGCCCUGAAAAAGGAAGUGGACACUCAGAAGAUGAAGGUUUGUAAGGAGAGACAGAAGCUUGAGGUAAAGAGGACCAACGUGGAGUUAGAGUUGGAGAGCUUUCUGGAUAUGGAGAGGGCUCAAGCUCAGGAGCUGCAGGAUAAACUGAGCAAGAUAGGGGAAGCUCUCCGAAAACAGGAGGAGGAGGCAAAGGAGAAACUGGAAAGAUCUCAGGCUUCCCAUAGAGCCCAGCUGGAUGAGGCUCUGGCUCAACGUGUCCCCUCCCCACCCAGGGAAACACAGCAUCUGAAAUCCCAGAUGGGAAAAAUCAGCAACAGGCUGCGAAAAGCCCUGAAAGAUCUGGACCUUCAGUUCUUCAUUUCCGAAGACCUGAAGAUUGAACUGGAGGAGGUGAAGGGAGAGAAGGAGGCCCUGAAAAAGGAAAUGGAGAAUCAGAAGAUGGACCUUUGUAAGGAGAGACAGAUGCUCAAGGUAAGUCAGACCAACGUGGAGUUAGAGUUGGAGAGCUGUCUGGAGAUGGAGAGGGCUCAAGCUCACGAGCUAAAGGAUAAACUGAGCAUGAUGGAGGAAGCUCUCAUAGAACAAGAGGAGGGAAAGACAAUACUGGAAAGAUCCCAGGCUUCCCACAGAGCCCAGCUGUAG